Eriocheir sinensis (Chinese mitten crab) is the source of this 7155-nucleotide messenger RNA. RefSeq lists its product as uncharacterized. Bases 120 to 1679 code for a protein of 519 amino acids. The record is from RefSeq and is a predicted model, not a curated record. The transcript has a single exon. NCBI's taxonomy places the organism in Eukaryota, Metazoa, Arthropoda, Malacostraca, Decapoda, Varunidae.
CCUGGGUUGGAGAGCGACAUUGGGGAGGAGGUGGUGAGGGGUGAUGAUCGGCGCGUUAGUAGGGCAGGAGUGCGACACUAGUGCCAGACCGCCAGUGGUGGUGCCGAGCGAGCCCCGCGAUGCCUUGCUGCCAGUCAGUGAGUCCGCUGAGUGAGGCAGCAGGGGAGCGUGUGCGCCAGUGGCUGCUAUGUUGCCUUUGUCACCAACCGGGGCCUCAGGAACGGCAAGCGGUGCGGCGCCACGUGCUGACAGCACUGGCUCCUCGGCCGCGCCAGGAUUUGCUCUCCCAUGUGCUUGCGUCUCCGGAGGUGGUGAUGGAUAACAAGUGCCAGCUGGUGGAGAUUUUGGGGGACGUCACCACCCGCUCCGUCGAUCUCAUCCCCGGGGGACCGCUUUUCGUGGAGGAAGUGUUCCACCUGUACCGCUCCCUCACCAUGGCGGCUGUUAUCAACCUGACCCGCCUGGGCAUAGUGUGCGACGUCCGCUCUAUCGCCGACCGCCGCUAUGUGCCGGACAUAAACGUCACCUUCUACCGCCUCAUGGGCCACAUGCGGCACCUGGUGUGGGUUACGCUGGCUGGCGUGGCGGACGGCACCAUCCUGGCCCACCUGGGGGCCAACUGCCACGCCUUGGAGUAUCUAGAUGUGUCCGGCUCUCCGCGAGUGGAUGACGUUGGGGUGGCCAAGUUGCUGCUGCAGGGGAGGAUGAAUCUGCGAGACCUCCACCACUUGGCCCAUGCCCCCCUACCGCCCACCUCCCCGUGCUGCGCCACGCUCACCUACCUGGGAGUGACACGGACAGAGACUAGUUCCGCCAGUAUUGUUCUGCUGCUGCGCUGCUUGCGGCAGGUCACCUCUCUGGGGGGUUUCGUUAAUGAUGGCUCCCUCCUGGAGGUGCUGAAGUUGCUCAAGAAUGGCAAAGCUGCUGAGUGGCCCACCAGCCUCUCCGAGGUGUCGGAGGCCCGCAUAUUGCCUCACCAAGUGCCCUUACUCGUCGCUGCUUGUCCGGGCCUCACCACCCUCGUCACAGAGGAGACUUCCGUCCCAGCCUUGUCUCUACUGCCGUCUCUACAGUCCCUCACAGUGGACCUUCAGCUACGCGGCGAGUCUGGACCGCUCUACGAUAUGGUGGAGGUACGUGGCUCUGCUCUAACUCACCUUCGGCUGGAGAACAGCAUCAACUGCCCCUUGGAACUGACCUACCUAAUGGACGCCGCGCCUCACCUGCAUCACUUGGAAGCCCGUCUUUACCUUGGGGAAGGCUGCGUGGUGACGGGCUGGGCCUCGCUGGCCAGCGCUAAGAUCGGCGUGACCACCUGUAAAGGCGUGGUGGCCCUGCUCACCCACACGCCAGCGCUGCGCCGCCUCACGCUGUCCCUCGAUCCGGAGCCGUACACGGAGACAUGGAGAGACCUGAACGACGCGGUGCUGGAGCAGGUGGUUGGCGGGGGAGGACUUGGCGCCGUGGAGGAGCUGGUGGUGACUGACUGUGGGGCUACGGUGACGGGGCUGCAGCUGCUGAUGCUUCACUGCCAACACCUGGCACUGGUGGCGUCGCUCAUCAACUGGCCCGCCAUCACGCUGGCUGACCUGCAUCUGCUGAGGGAGCAGAUUGCCUGCAACAAUUGGUGCCUUGACCUGCAGCUGCGUCUAGCUGCCCCGCUGAAACCUCUGUUCUAAUAGUAGGUUUUGGCCUUCCAUGCCGCUGCCACCCAACGCUCAGUGACAGGCGCCUCCCAUCACACCCUCGCCCCGCUCCCCCAUGUUGUGGCGUCCAGCAUGGGGAGCCCAGCGGUGAGGGAGGGGUGGAGGGAAAGCGCCUCGUCGCCCGUUAGUCAUCACUGCGAUUACGUCCUUGACUCACUGCCAAUUGCGUUUGACAUCACUUUAUUCUUGUGAGACACUGCUACUGCAGACGCUGCGUGCAUACAACAGCAGUCGUGUGAGGCACUGCUGCUAGGCCUCAGAAAGAGGAAAUGUAAAAUAUUUGUUUCCUGGUUUUAGACAAGUGUUGUUUACGGUAACUUUCAAAAUUGUUGAGAGUUUACUCGCAGCAUACGUCCUCCGCUUAGAUCAAGACUGUAGCCUACACCUUAGAUCAGUGGUUCCCAACCAGGGGUUCAUGGACCCCAAGGGAUCCACAGAAUUUCAAGGGGUCCAUAGAGAUUCUGAUUACUUAUAAAUUUAUUAUACUGGAAUUAGGAGACAUGCGGCUCGGAAUAAAAAUCAUUCUGCAGUACACAAUCCUUAAAACUGAAAGCAUAAAUGCUAGAAUUGCUCUACAAUAACUAACGGUACCAGGGGUGUCAAACUCGCGACCCAGGUGGGGUAGGGGGGUGGGGGGGGAGGGUCCACAGGUGAAAAAGUGACUGGAAAAGGGGGAACGAACAAAAAAGGUUGGGAACCACUGCCUUAGACGCAUGCUGAUAAUACCACCUCCACCACCAUCACAAACACCACCACGUCACCACCAACAGUAGCAACAGGAACAACAACAGCAACAGGAACAACAACGAUAUAAACAAAAACAACAGCAAUAACAAUAGUAGCAGCAGCUGUUUCACUAUAGCCUGAGUGUUUCCUGUAGAGGACUGUUCACCACAAGAACCGUAUCAGUACUGUGUGAUGCUAUUGUAACAUUUAAGUACUGUAACCCGGGCUUCAAGGAGUGUUAUUACCGCGGGCUGUGUGUGUGUGUGCGUGUGUGUGUUUUUGCAGUCCAGGACUGUUUGACUGUGAUAGAUAUCAGCUUUUCCCGUAGUCAGUCAGUAGACAGUUUUGUAAAUAGAUGAUAUAAGUUAUUUUUUCUAUUGUUUUGCAGUCCCGUGAUGUGAAUUUAAUGAUCCGUCACUAAUAAAUCAAAUAAAUACGUCCUCUUGUAUUGUAAUACCCUUUGCUGCUUCAAAUAUUGGGUUCAGAAGCCAAUGCCACUUACUACCAUUGUGAGUGGCUGGACUAAUGGUACAAGGAACCACAGAGAACCAUUCAAGUGAUGGAGAGGCUCAGGAUUAUUACUACUACUACUACUUUUUUUUUUUUUUUUUUUUUUACAUCCCCGCCUAUAGCGCCGUUAGGCUUUCUUCAGGGGCCAGAUGGUUGGCCCAAGCCCGUCAUGGCACAGGCAAUUUUUAUAGCGGCGCCAGUUAUGCUUGGGUCAUGCUGCCCCCCGGAACUCAUUCUUCAUUCACUGGACGGUUUCUUCUUGAGUUCGGGUUGAUGGGUGGUCUUCUGGACAGCAUGUGGGUAGUCUUUGGCCACUCGGCGGUGACUGAAAAAUCCGAGGUGGUAACGUGGGGAUUCGAACCGACGUUGUCCAUGGCGUCGUGAAUGUGAGCCCAGCACGCUAACUACUCAGCCACCGCCUAUACUACUACUACUACUACUACUACUACUACUACUACUACUACUACUACUACUACUACUACUACUACUACUACUACUACUACUACUACUACUACUACUACUACUACAUGUAAAAGAUACCUUCACCCAUGUUUAUUUUUCACGGCAUAUAAUCAGAAGGGCUCCAUAAAUUGGAGGUCAUUAGCCCCAACUCUGUUCGCUAAUGACUGUGGCAUCCAACCAUAUCACUAAUACUACUUAGCACUAAAUCCAUACAUGACACCUUAUCAUCUAUUGCGUCUAAAUCUCCCUUUCCUUCCCUACUCAUGUCGCUCCCGACUCACCCUAAUGUCACUCUCAAGCACUGUGGCCUCAUAGUCCAUAUUAUAAAUGUUGGCUUUUGGGCCAGAGUGUCUAGUGCCCCUGAGACAUAGGAUGGCCGACCUGAGGAGGAAGAACUAGAGGCGACACCUCAUCCAGGCGACAACGUGGCUCCUUUGCUGAUGCUUCUUUUCUGCAGUUCCACGAGUCGUGCGUAGAAGCAUCGGGCCCUGGGACCCAUCCCGCCGGAUGUGGUGAAGACGAGGGGGGUGGAUCCACAUGCUGGAUUCUUUCACCGUAUGCCCUCGUCUUCUCCUGCUCGUUCCUGUGGUGGGCGGCUUCCAGGGGCAGCUCGUGGUAACAGGCAGCCAUCGGGUUGAAUAUGCGGAUGUCCAUGAAUGCCCUCUGUCUCCGCACCCAGAAUCCGCGGGCAUUUACAUCAACCGUGCCUCGUGUGAAGUAUUGGCCGUCCUGUAUCUAAGGUGUUCGCCGUCCAGGGGAAGCAGUGCCGGCUCGGUAGUGACGUCUUGGCAUACCUCCCCGAGCAUGCUGGCUGUCAGAUCCCUCACCUCAUCGUGUCGGAUACGGACGAACCCUCCCUUCUUGCAUGUCAUGGUGUGAGUGACAUCAUUCGGUGAUCCACAUGCACAAAGUACAGCAGCCCCUCAAUCGGCCAGCCAUACCUCAGAGCAAUGGCGUCGACAAAUUCUUGUUUGUUGAGGCUGAAGUCUUUUGCUCUGAUUGGUAGCGACGUUAGCCAGUUAGAGGCGCCUGCCUCCUGUGCUGCCACAUUUCUGUGGAUAGGUUGUGUUAAAUGGUUCAGCUCGUCCUUUUGGGCCUGGUGUCUUUCUUCUGAGAUUCUUCUUUUAAUUUCUCUUAUUUCACUUUGGUCUAUUUCGCCGUCUACCUCCUGAGCGAUGAUCCUGUUGAUGAGGGAUCUGGUAAGGCUGAUGGAGUUUUGGUUCUCCUUAUCAGCCAGCUUCUCAGGGUUGGUAAUCCCCAUUCCUCCCAGUCUUGGAGGAAGUGCUAGCAUAUCCCUCUCUUCCUCCCCCAAAGCAUGAGAUUUCACCAGCGCCGGUAGGAAUACAUUCUUGACGGCAUUCUCUAGUGGUCGGAGGAGUGGACUGAUGCCGGGGAUGGUUCGCAUCACGAACGUCCACCGAUGUUGGAUGCCGUGGGUGUACGCUGAAUAGGCAGCGCGUGGCUCAGUCUUAACAAUGGCAGACGAAGCUUAUACUUCCUUCACCCAUUCAGCUACUUUGUCUCCUACGUACUCCUUCUUACACAUCUCUGUGCCGAUCACUGCACCUAAGUGUUGUUGUCCGUCCUUUGUCACAAUGACUCCACUUCCACUAAAAGUUUCUCCGGCACGGUCAUAAUGUUCAGGUUUGACAAUAAGGACAGACUUGGUGGCGUCAGAGAUGUAGGCCUAUCCUAUCUCAGGGCCGGCGGCGUUCACAAGGUCCCACCACCCUCUUAAGUCUGAGAUUUUACCAGCACCUGAGAGGUCAUCCGCAUAAGCCACCUGUUUCACCCUUAUUUCUGGGUACGCGAUUUCAUUUUGGAAGACUGAUGGCCCAGGGCGUACAUAGCCAUGGCUACUGGGUAACCUUGUGUUGCUCCCUCUGACGAUUUAACACUUUCACUUCUCCACUGUGGUUAUUUAUGUAUAAGUCGGUCGGGUAUGUAUAUGUAUUUUCAACAUACAUAGCCAAGCUAGGGCACUUGAUUUUAAUGUUGUGUAUCAUUGUCUUUCUAUUUAUUGUGUUGAAGGCGUUCUUGGCGUCAACAAAAAGCACUGCUUCGCACUCCACGUGAUCAAAUAUCUCCCGCAUGGCAUGGACGGCUGCUUCUCCUCCUGCCUGCUGCCCCGAACAAACUUGGAAGUUCCCUGCUGCCCUUCUCACAUUUUCUUUGACGACAGCCAUGAUGCAUUUGCCCACGAUGCGCCACAGGACUUCUCCUACUCCUAUAGGCCUGCAUCCCGGCCUCUUGUCCAGAGGAAUGAGGCGGCAUGCACUCAGGGCGUCCCCAUGAUGGCAGCUGGAGGAGGCGAGUUUUCUUGCCAGUGCUGCAAGGGUGUUGCGCAGGUCACCAGCUGCAUUGCCGAAGUUGGCGCUGCCCAGCAAGCUUCGCCAUCCCCGUGCAUCAAGUCCUGAGGGCCCCGCGCUGCCGUGAGUCUGGAGGGCCUUCUUCCACAUCAUCUCUCCUGUUAUCCUUUCAUAUAUAACAGGAUUCGGUGGUUGAUGACAUCCUGCUAGUCCCUUCAGGUCACUCGGUGGUGGAUGUUUUUCCCUGAAUUGACUGAUCGUGUCUCUGGUGAGUGGAAGCACACCCCGUGUGGAAUUUUCUGACAAGGCUCGUGUUGCAGACGCAACGUUGCCUUGUCGCAUUUUGUCUGCAAAUUACCGGGCCCUGUCUUCUGUGGUGUUGUUUUGUUGGGGUUCGGGGAGCCUCCUGUAUGGCCCUGGCUUCUUCAAGGAGGGAAUCUAGCUCGUUAGUUUGCCACAACGCUACUGUCUUUCUUAAUUAAUGCUUCGACAUUUUUGGCUUGUUUAGCUUUUGGGUGUGCUUUUUGGAGAAAGAAAUGGUGGAGAGUGAACACAAUUUUCAGGGAUAGGGGCGCCAGUGGUGUGUUUUGGAUGUUUCUGUUACUACUACUACUACUACUACUACUACUACUACUACUACUACUACUACUACUUCUACUACUUCUACUUCCACUACUACUACUACUACUACUACUACUACUACUACUACUACUACUACUACUACAACUACUACUUCUACUACCUCUACUACUUCCACUACUUCUACAUCCACUACUACUACUACUACUACUACUACUACUACUACUACUACUACUACUACUACUACUACUACUACUACUACUACUACUACUACUACUAUUACUCAGGGUUGGCAAUGAUUAAAUCAAAUUGAUUUAAUCAAACGAUUAAAUCAUUGAUUUUUUUACCAAAAAAUCAUGAUUUUUUAAUUUUGUUUUAUUAUUUUGACUAAAAGUAUUCCAUAAGUUAAAUGAUGUGCUCCAAAGAUGGUAAAGUAAAACAACCUAUUCAUGUGCAAUUAUUCAUUUAUUCUCUUCAAGGUAUAUACCAAAAAAAAAAAAAAAAGAAUCCUACAUUAUUAUAUUUUCUUGCUCUAAUGUUGCCAACUUGCCAUAUGUUUUUUACUAGGUAAAAAAUCAGCCUCCUUUAGUCUUUACUAACUUGGCAGGCAAUGUACAUUAAUAAUAACCAAGGUUAGCAACCAAACAAUAACAGAAUAAAAGUAAAUAUUCUUCUGUUUGGUAAUAAUAUAAUAUGCUGUCACGAAAAUGACAACUUCAGGCAACUCUAUCUGUCCUAAACCUCUGGUCCUGUACCAACUACAAACAAGUAUUGAACAAGUAUACAUCUGGAUCCUUGACGGUGCUUAGACUUACAGGCCCUAAACUUAAACUUAAAGUAACCUAUGGAGACUUUCAAAUCAC